Ceratitis capitata (Mediterranean fruit fly) is the source of this 2420-nucleotide messenger RNA. RefSeq names its product serine/threonine-protein kinase TBK1 (gene IKKepsilon). The transcript is spliced from 10 exons. Bases 150 to 2333 code for a protein of 727 amino acids. The record is from RefSeq and is a predicted model, not a curated record. Gene Ontology annotation, biological process: peptidyl-serine phosphorylation. Gene Ontology annotation, cellular component: cytoplasm. Gene Ontology annotation, molecular function: protein serine/threonine kinase activity; ATP binding. Lineage: Eukaryota; Metazoa; Arthropoda; Insecta; Diptera; Tephritidae.
GAUUACAAAUCAUUUAGCAGAUAGACGUCGUAGAAGAGAAAAUAAACCUAUAUCUGUUUUAUUAUAUUAUUUAUGUGAAAACUUGUAAAACUAAUGUUGUUACUGCUUCAGAAUAUACAGAUACUUCCAAGUAAUAACAAAGAAAAAAAAUGGCUUUUCUUCGUGGUUCACUUAAUUAUGUAUGGUGCACCACAAGUGUGCUUGGAAAAGGAGCAACUGGUUCCGUUUUCCAAGGAGUUAAUAAAAAUACCGGCGAGUCUGUCGCAGUUAAGACAUUCAAUCCUUACAGUCAUUUGCGUCCACAAGAUGUUCAAAUGCGUGAAUUUGAAGCGCUUAAAAAGUUGCAUCAUGAAAACAUCGUGAAGCUUCUGGCUAUUGAGGAAGAUCAGGAGGGGCGUGGAAAAGUAAUUGUAAUGGAGCUUUGUACUGGUGGCAGUCUUUUCAACAUACUCGAUGACCCCGAAAAUUCGUAUGGUUUGCCUGAGAAUGAGUUUCUCUUAGUGCUGGAACAUUUAUGUGCAGGCAUGAAGCAUUUACGCGAUAAUAACCUAGUACAUCGUGAUCUUAAGCCCGGAAAUAUAAUGAAAUUCAUAUCGGAAGAUGGUCAAACCAUAUACAAGCUAACUGAUUUUGGCGCAGCACGCGAGCUAGAUGACAAUCAAGCAUUUGUGUCAUUAUAUGGAACAGAAGAGUAUUUGCAUCCAGAUAUGUACGAACGAGCCGUACUACGUAAACAAAUAAAUCGCUCAUUUACAGCAAAUGUAGAUUUAUGGUCAAUUGGGGUUACCCUUUACCAUGUUGCUACAGGCAAUUUACCAUUCCGUCCGUUUGGUGGGCGUAAAAACCGUGAAACAAUGCAUCAAAUAACCACCAAGAAAGCUUCGGGUGUUAUUUCGGGUACACAACUAUCUGAAAAUGGACCAAUCGAAUGGUCAACUACGCUUCCUUCCUACUGUCACUUGUCUGAAGGUCUUAAAACAUUGGUCACACCACUACUGGCCGGCUUGUUGGAAAAGAACCGAGAGAAUACUUGGUCAUUUGAUCGUUUCUUUCAGGAGGUUACUUUAAUUUUGCGUAAAAUAGUGCUACAUGUUUUCUUCACAAAUCGUACAACAUCUGUAGAGGUGUAUCUUGAACCGGAUGAACAAAUCGAUAACUUUCGAGACCGCAUUUAUUUACAAACAGAGGUGCCUAUAGAAAAACAAAUACUAUUGUUUAACAAUGAACAUUUAGAGAGCAGGGUGAUGUCCUCCUCCAUAUCAAAAGCUUUCCCUACAACUACAGCAGAAAGUCCUAUAUUUUUAUAUAGCAAUGAUGACAAUAACGUGCAGUUACCGCAGCAAUUGGAGUUGCCAAAGUUCCCUGUAUUCCCCACAAAUGUCUCAGUUGAGAAUGACGCAAGUCUCGCUAAGGCUGCAUGUAGUGUUGGCCAUGAAUGCAAGCGUCGAAUCGAUACUUUUACUUCAAUGGAUAUGUUAAUGAAACGUGGUGUUGAACAAUUCAUAGCCAUGCUGAUAACAACAAUUACUUUGUUACUAAAAAAAACCAACCAUAUUGAAAAUCUGUUGACAACUACGCUUGAUUAUGCGGAUGCAGUCAAACGACUUGGCAAUAUGACCAAAAAUGGCCAUGAACUAAAACCGAUACUUUCGAAGUUGUACGAUUUAAAACCCAACUUCGAUGUUGCAGCUGACGUUAUAAUGCAAAUGCAUAAACGUUUCGUUGUGGAAGAUGCCCUCAAUGAUCAGUGGUCAUCGUCUAUGCAUGGAAAGCGGUGUCCUUGUCGCACACGAGCCAGUCCUCGAGCGAAGUAUCUUGUGGAGCGAUUACGAGAUUCGUGGCAACAUUUAUUGCGAGAUCGCGCUACACGUACACUCACAUACAACGAUGAACAAUUUCAUGCUUUAGAAAAGAUAAAAGUAUUACGCAAUGGCGAUCGUAUAAAAACACUGCUUUUGGAUGAUGUAAAACCCGCCGUUGCGCAAAUGGCGGAAUGUCUGGCAGAUUGGUAUAAACUGGCACAAACUGUAUUUCUUAAAACGCAGAUAUUGGAAAAAGACAUACGCGAUUAUGAGCGUAAAUUGAAUGAUUUGCGUGAUAAGCUAUAUCAUAUCAAAUCCGAAAUGAAAGCCGAUGAAAGUACAAGGACGAAUGCGAAUAAUAAUAUUUUAUCGAAAAAUAUGCAAAAAACUCUUAUUAAAAAAAUGCACAAACAACACGAGGAAGUAUUGGAAAUAAUGCAUCAAAAUGCUGUACUUAUUAAUCGCCUGAAGGAGUUGGGCAUUGAUUGCAGUAGUGUAAAACAGAUUGAAACAUUGAAGAAUAAAACAUAAUUUAAAUAUAUAUCUAGAAAUAAGAUAAGACUGUAAAAAUAUGUUAUAUGAAUGGAAGGGAGCUCAUAUUAAAUUAAAGUGGAAUGA